Penicillium verhagenii is the source of this 951-nucleotide messenger RNA. Its product is annotated as protein-S-isoprenylcysteine carboxyl O-methyltransferase. Gene Ontology annotation, molecular function: protein C-terminal S-isoprenylcysteine carboxyl O-methyltransferase activity. Bases 1 to 951 code for a protein of 316 amino acids. The transcript has 2 exons. Gene Ontology annotation, biological process: C-terminal protein methylation. Gene Ontology annotation, cellular component: membrane; endoplasmic reticulum. The record is from RefSeq and is a predicted model, not a curated record. NCBI's taxonomy places the organism in Eukaryota, Fungi, Ascomycota, Eurotiomycetes, Eurotiales, Aspergillaceae.
AUGGCUUCAAUCACAAACCCCAUAACAUCGGGCUCAGAGCCUCAUCAGGGUGACCCACGUAUAUCCUGGCCAACCGAGCGCAUCAGACGCCCAAAUCCAUCCCAAGAAUGGCACCCAUCCGACCUCCUAGACCGCCGAGCUAGCAACACCUCCGAUGACUUCGAGAAUGACUUCGAGAAUCCCAGCUCCGCGCUUCGACACACCCACAUCUCAAAUUAUCCCAAGGGCACGAAAUCGCUCUCGGGAAUCUCCCUACGAGCCUUUCUCAUCGGCACAUCCCUCGGCAUUACAGCCACGGUCACAAUUCUCCUCAUAACCGUCUUCCCAACACCCCUUUGGCGGGUACCAUUCUUUAUCGCUUCGCUCAGCGUGUUCCACUUCCUCGAAUUCUACACCACGGCGACAUACAACACCCCGGCUGCAGAUGUGAAGGCUUUUCUCCUUUCCAGUAAUGGGUGGGCCUACAACGCUGCGCAUGGAUCCGCUAUCGUGGAAUGUAUUGUGUCGCACGUGUUCUGGCCUGGACAGUCCAAACUGGGGAAAUUGGUCUCUUUCACGGAGCCUGUUUUAGGGACAUCUGUAUCGCUGGGUUUGGUUGUUGGCUUGCUGCUAACUGGAGUUGGUCAGGUUGUGCGGUCUAUUGCUAUGGCGCAGGCGGCUAGUAACUUUAAUCAUCAUGUGCAAUCGACGCAUAAACAGGGGCAUACGCUUGUUACACAUGGGCUGUAUAGGUUUCUGCGACAUCCAAGCUACUUUGGAUUCUUUUGGUGGGGAUUAGGGACGCAGUUGGUGCUUGGGAAUGUGGUCUGUUUCUUUGCAUAUGCGUUGGUCCUGUGGAAGUUCUUUUCUACAAGGAUUAAGCGCGAGGAGACAUUCCUGAUUCAAUUCUUUGGCGCUGAGUACGUCGGGUACAGGCAGUCGACACCGGUUGGAAUUCCCGGAAUCCAGUAA